AUGAAACUCAUAUGGCGCAUCGUUGGGGCACGUAUCGUCCUUCGGGCCCCAACCACACUUGUCUGUCAGUUUGGCCCAGGUAUUGCUCUCGCAGCAGAAGGCUUGUUGACUUGGUGCAAGGCAUUUGGUAUCUCCAUGCGUAGAGAUGACAUUGUCCGUGACAAGAGCCCGAUCCACGCCAGUACACGAAUUUGGCAUCUCAUUGAGAGGACACCAGAUGAACUUGGACUUGCCAGUGCCACACUUGUCGGAGAAUUUGCCAUUUAG
This is a messenger RNA of Penicillium canescens, 267 nucleotides long. RefSeq lists its product as uncharacterized. Lineage: Eukaryota; Fungi; Ascomycota; Eurotiomycetes; Eurotiales; Aspergillaceae. The record is from RefSeq and is a predicted model, not a curated record. The transcript is spliced from 3 exons. Bases 1 to 267 code for a protein of 88 amino acids.